Messenger RNA from Asparagus officinalis (garden asparagus), 879 nucleotides. Its product is annotated as nascent polypeptide-associated complex subunit beta-like. NCBI's taxonomy places the organism in Eukaryota, Viridiplantae, Streptophyta, Magnoliopsida, Asparagales, Asparagaceae. The record is from RefSeq and is a predicted model, not a curated record. Bases 105 to 731 code for a protein of 208 amino acids. The transcript has 6 exons. Gene Ontology annotation, cellular component: nascent polypeptide-associated complex; cytosol.
CGUGCAAAAACCCAGUGGCUCCACCUCUCGGUCACUCCUUGCCAAGCAAAAGCCCAAACCCUAACCCCUUUCUUUCUUCCCUCAACUCUCCAAAUUCGGCGCAGAUGGAUAGAGAGAAGCUCAUCAAGAUGGCUGGAGCAGUUCGCACUGGUGGAAAGGGUAGCAUGCGCAGGAAGAAGAAGGCUGUUCACAAGACCACUAGCACAGAUGAUAAAAGGCUUCAAAGCACUUUGAAAAGGAUUGGGGUAAACACAAUCCCUGCUAUUGAAGAGGUUAACAUUUUUAAGGAUGAUUCAGUUAUCCAAUUUGUGAAUCCCAAAGUGCAAGCUUCAAUUGCAGCCAAUACGUGGGUGGUCAGUGGUUCUUCGCAGACAAGAAGAUUGCAGGAUAUUCUACCGUCAAUCUUCAACCAGCUAGGUCCUGAUAACUUAGACAACUUGAGGAAGCUUGCAGCACAGUUUCAGAAGCAGGAACCUGGUGCUGAUGCAAACGCUGCGGCUCAGGAGGAUGAUGAGGACGUACCUGAUCUUGUUCCUGGAGAAACUUUUGAAGCCGCCGCUGAGGAAAAGCCACGGCUGCUGAAGAUAAGCCCGCAGCUUGAGAUUUUGGUACAAAACUUCCCCAUUGUAACUGGUUUUUCUGACUUCCAGGCUUUUGGCAAACUUGAAGGGAAUCUCAUUGGAAACCUUAUAUCCUAUUUCGUCAACCCGUGUGUAUCUGAUUUUAUUUGAGUUGUGAUGGAAUUGCACAAUGUUAUGUUAUGGUUAUAUGGACUCUCUGAUAAUCUUUUGCCUGCAUCAGCCCUUCAUUUAUGCUUUUGUUAACCAUGUGUAUAAACUGAAGAACAUCUUAUUGUGAUGAUUCAGAUUGAGAUUUGCA